Oncorhynchus kisutch (coho salmon) is the source of this 1765-nucleotide messenger RNA. RefSeq names its product tetraspanin-3. Gene Ontology annotation, cellular component: plasma membrane. Lineage: Eukaryota; Metazoa; Chordata; Actinopteri; Salmoniformes; Salmonidae. The record is from RefSeq and is a predicted model, not a curated record. The coding region runs from base 169 to 930 and encodes 253 amino acids. The transcript is spliced from 7 exons.
ACCAGCGCAUCGGGUCACAUGACAUACAGCUGGUUUAUGUGAUGCUAGGACUCCGGUGUGUGGGAGAAAGAAUCCAUUCCAGUCAGGCAUGGAUUGUAAACGCAGGAGGACAUAGCCAGUUAGUUCACAAAUACGUUUUUACUGUAAUAGAGAAUCCCUAUUUUAAACAUGGGUCAGUGUGGUAUUACCUCAUCAAAGACAGUGCUGGUCUUUCUGAACCUCAUUUUUUGGGCAGCAGCAGGGAUUUUGUGCUAUGUUGGAGCCUACGUGUUCAUCACCUAUGAUGACUACGACCACUUCUUUGAAGAUGUGUACACCCUUAUCCCUGCUGUGACCAUAAUUGCAGUAGGAGGCCUCCUUUUCAUCAUCGGUCUUAUUGGAUGCUGUGCCACAAUACGAGAAAGCCGCUGUGGCCUAAUAACGUUUGUCAUCAUUCUCCUGCUGGUGUUUGUGACGGAAGUGGCUGUGGUGGUUCUUGGUUAUAUUUACAGAUCGAAGGUUGAAGAUGAGGUCAAUCACUCCAUCCAGAAGGUGUACAAUGAGUACAAUGGCACCAAUGCAGAUGCCUCAAGCCGUGCCAUUGACUACGUGCAAAGACAGCUCCAUUGUUGUGGAAUUCACACUUACUCAGACUGGAUGAACACACGCUGGUUUAAUGAGUUUCAAAACAACAGUGUACCAGUGAGCUGCUGCAAACCUAAUGUCAGCAACUGUACAGGCUCUCUAGCCCGUCCUGGAGACCUCUAUCCAGAGGGAUGUGAAGCCCUUGUUGUGAAGAAACUAAAGGAGAUAAUGAUGUAUGUCAUCUGGGCUGCACUGACAUUUGCUGCAAUUCAGGUAUUUGGGAUGCUGAGUGCCUGUGUGGUGCUGUGCCGUAGGAGCCGUGACCCUGCCUACGAGCUUCUCAUGACCGGGGGAACCUACGCAUAAGGAACACACACACCUAGGUUCAUGGCUUUGUCAGUGGGGGAGGGUUCACUGGCUUGCCCAAGCUCAGGUCUCCACUGCUGUAAGUUGAAAAGCUCAUCACAUGGUGGCUCAUACUCCACAAUGGUGAUGGGUUAAGUGGUGAAAAAACUGUUUAUUUACAUGCUAUGUAAGUUGGUAUUUUGUUACUUUUUUUCAAAAAGCCACAAGCCAAAUUCUUAAAUGGUGAUUAAACAAGUUUUUUUUGUUUGUUAUUUGUUGCUCUGUGAUAUGUGACAAAUGAUAUUUGUUGCGCUUAAGUUUUACCUGUUUGAGGUACACAAGGAUGAGGCCCCUGUGAAUGAUAAACCUACUGUAUGGAAUAUGUGGACUGAAUACUUUACUCAUAUCAGUUUGCAAUAUGUGUAUGGUUUUGGAAUAUUUUAUAAAUAUUUGCAUUUAUCAAGUAGCUGAGUUGAACAUUUCCUGUGUGUGAGGUUGCCUUGUGCUACUGCUUUAUUUGGCCCAGACCUCACCCUUCACCAGCACCAUUCUGUUUCUUAUGAGAAGCAGUGGAACUAUAGACGGUAUACAAGUCAAUGGCACUGCAUCGGCCCACCAGGAAUGGGCAGUAACCAAAGUGCAGUCAAUUAACUGAUUUGCUUUGCAAGAAUGUGGGCAUUUGAUUAAUCCACAUGCACUGUUACUAAAAUGUUCUGUUGUUCUUUCUGUGUGGCAUUGAGCACACUCGUGGUAUGUAGGCCUAGUUAUAAAAUUAGAUUUUUAAGAAAUGUAGUCAUGUAGAGAAAAAGAAACCAGAUGGGGGACUUUAACAAGGAAAUAAACUGUAGACAGAAUA